This is a messenger RNA of Cercocebus atys (sooty mangabey), 814 nucleotides long. It is a transcript of the gene TSGA13, whose product is annotated as testis specific, 13. Lineage: Eukaryota; Metazoa; Chordata; Mammalia; Primates; Cercopithecidae. The transcript has 6 exons. The coding region runs from base 11 to 727 and encodes 238 amino acids. The record is from RefSeq and is a predicted model, not a curated record.
GUCAACAGCAAUGAGCCAAAAGAGACAAACCAAGUUUCAAAACGGCAAAUCAAAGACAUCAGAAAAUAGCUCAGCUAAACGUGAGAAAGGAAUGGUUGUCAAUGGCAAAGAGAUUUAUGAUGCAGUCGGGCGAUCAAAAUUUGUUCUAGAAAACCUUCGGCAUUACACAGUCCAUCCAAAUUUGGCCCAGUACUAUAAGCCUCUGAAGGCCACUGCACUGCAGAAAUUCCUGGCUCAAAACAGGAAAACCACCAGCUUCAUGUUAAAAGUAACAGAGUAUGACCAGGAUAAGACCUUACUGAUUAUGACCAACAACCCACCUCCCUGCUCAAUCACCCAUCAAGACAAGGAGAGUGCACCAAAGUACUUUUCCAAGGAGUUACUGCUCAAGGCCAUGGAUCUACUAAACAAAGAACUUUCUUUGUUAAGGUUUUCCACCGACAAUGAUUUCAAGAGCGAAGGGAAGUAUUCAAAAGUCUACGCUUUGAGGAUGCAGAAAAAAACGUACCCUCAGCUCACCUUUGCUCCAGUCCAUGAGAGAGGUAUGAGGAAAGACGCUUCCAAGAAGUCAGCGAGUGAAAGGCCGAUUUCCAAGGUGAUUCGGGAACCACUGACACUCGCAUCGCUCCUGGAAGAGAUGCCCACCAGAACCGCGCCCGGGGAGAGCGCCUUCCGCAACGGGAGGGCUCCGCAGUGGAUUAUCAAAAAGGCCACGGUCGUAGGGUGAACACAGAACCCUCAGUCCUCCCGCCUCGCUCUCUUGAGACUGAGGGGUCCGCAGAGGUCGCCAACCAAAUAAAACCACAUUCCUGCU